CUCCUGUUCUUUCAGACAAAUUUGGAGUCAACGGUGUCCAAGACCAUGAGGGGAGGAAAUCAGUCAGUGGUGUCUGAGUUUGUGUUGCUGGGACUCACCACCUCUUUGGAGAUGCAACCUGUCCUCUGUCUAGUUUUCUCUGUGUUCUAUGUAUCCGGCAUUUUAGGAAACCUCUUUAUUGUGCUCACAGUGGUCUCUGACUCCCACUUGCACUCUCCCAUGUACUUCCUGCUGGCCAACCUUUCCUUUAUUGACAUUUGGGUUUCCUCUAGCGCAGCCCCGAAGAUGAUUUCUGAUCUUUUCAAGGAACGAAAAGUAAUCUCUCUCCAAGGCUGCAUUGUUCAGAUGUUCUUUAUUCAUGUCAUUGGAGGAACUGAGAUGGUGCUGCUCAUAGUCAUGGCCCUUGAUCGAUACGUUGCUAUCUGUAGGCCUCUCCACUACCUGACCAUCAUGAACUUCAGAAUUUGUGGUUUACUCGUGGUCACUGCCUGGACCAUUGGAAUCAUCCAUUCGUUGAUACAACUAGUAUUCGUUGUAAAUUUACCAUUCUGUGGCUCGAAUGAAGUGGACAGCUUUUACUGUGAUCUUCCUCGAUUUAUUAGACUUGCUUGCAAAAACACCUACAGAUUAGAGCUCAUGGUCACUGCCAACAGUGGAUUCAUCUCUCUGGGAACUUUUUUCAUUUUGAUUAUGUCCUAUAUCUUCAUCCUGGUAACUGUUCGGCAACAUUCUUCCAAUGGCUUGUCUAAGGCUUUUUCUACACUGUCAGCUCAUAUCACAGUGGUGGUCUUAUUUUUUGGACCAUGCAUCUUUGUGUAUUUGUGGCCAUUCCCCACUGUCCCAGUGGAUAAAUUCCUUGCCAUUUUUGAUGUAAUUAUCACUCCAUUUCUGAACCCUACCAUCUACUCUUUUAGGAACAAAGAAAUGAAGGUGGCAAUGAGGCGAUUAUUAAGCCAGAUCUUGAGUUUUAGGAAGCCAUUUUAA
Messenger RNA from Echinops telfairi (small Madagascar hedgehog), 984 nucleotides. Its product is annotated as olfactory receptor 4F6-like. Lineage: Eukaryota; Metazoa; Chordata; Mammalia; Afrosoricida; Tenrecidae. Gene Ontology annotation, molecular function: G protein-coupled receptor activity; olfactory receptor activity. Gene Ontology annotation, biological process: G protein-coupled receptor signaling pathway. The coding region runs from base 46 to 984 and encodes 312 amino acids. Gene Ontology annotation, cellular component: membrane. The transcript has a single exon. The record is from RefSeq and is a predicted model, not a curated record.